GGACCCAGAGAUACGGAUCCAAAUCCGAAUCCGCAUCCGAAUCCGAAUCUAAUUCGGAAUCUAUACCCCUUGACGCACAAAGAGCGCCGCCGAAACGGUGGGAAUUAUUAAGAUAAUAAACGGGAGCGCUUUUCAAGUGCCUGCGAAUGGUGCUUUUCGGGCAUAAACUAGUUUCGUGUAAAUAAACGAAGCGCCUGGCAAUCGUUUGAAGUUCUGGCCGGGAUCCGGGUGCCCCGCGUGGAAUGUGUGGCAUUAUCGGAUAAAUGAAGAGCGUGCGCCCGUUCUAGUGACACCUGCCGGUUCCUCCUCCCCAAAAAGCCCAACCCAUAUACGAGUAUAUGAACUGGUGGCCAUUAGCUCAAUCAUCGGCGUUUGGAGGCGGCUCCCUGGUGGUCCUUUAUGCUGCCAUAAUAGUUCCAUUCUUUGUUGACACACAGGGCGGAAAAUGGAAAACUGAAAACUGAGAAGUGAAAGCGAGAGUCAGAGUGCGAAAGUGAAAGUGAAACAAACUGGGCCUGAAAUAAGAUGUCAGCGGCGCUAGUUCAAAAGGCGACGGAAACUCAAAUCGACCAGUCACAGGAAGUGGGCGUGGCACAACUGGCCACGAUAUCGUUGCUAUUGCAAUACGACAUUGACAACACGCUGAAUGCGCUCAAGGAGCAGAAGAAGAUGACGCUGGACACUCGAUUGGGUGGCGAACUGCCCGCCGUGAUCAACAACAAUGCCACGCAGGACAAGGACAUCAACCGAAACACCGAAUCGGAUCGGGAUCAGGAUCAGGAUCAGGAUCAGGAUCAGGAUCAGGAUCAGGAUCUGAGUCUCAAGAGCGGCGCCUUCAUGCCGCCCACUCCGCCGGCCACGCCCAAUCUGCAGAGCACCGCCCAGAAGCGCUGGAAGAUCCUGGCCAAGGUGCUGCGCAAGGACUCCGAGGAGACGGUCUCCUCCUCCAGCGACGAGUUCGCCGAGGAGCAAACGGCCUCCGUGCGGCGCUUCAAGAGCUUCGAUCUGCUGCGGCAGGACAGCUUCGAGGAUCACGUGAGUCUGAAGUGCCUGGGCAAGACGGAGAACUGGUACAAGUACCGCAUGCAGCUGGAGAACGACCUGGAGUACUCCGUGAAUAUCCACCACAUGGAGCGCCAGCUGACCGCCAGUGAUUUGAUGGGCUUCAACAACACGGGAAACAUUUGCGUUUGGCCCUCGGAGGAGGCUCUAACCGCCUUGGUUCUAUCAGAGGUAUCCUCUUAUAGGGGCAAGUGGAUCCUGGAAUUGGGUGGUGGGUUCACCUCCUUGGCGGGAUUAAUGCUGGCCAAGUACGCCACUCCAUAUGCGGUUCACCUCACCGACGGCAACGAGAUCUCCGUGGAGAACGUGAGGAAAACCGUUUGCCUCAACGAGCUGAGUUGCUACACCAAGUGCUCCGUGCUGAAGUGGCAGGAGAAGAGUGCUCGCUCCCAGGCGGAGCAGGCCAAGUUCGACUUCAUCCUGUGCGCCGAUUGCCUCUUCUUCGAUGAGGCUCGAUCCGCCUUGGUGGACACUAUAUGGUAUUAUCUGGCACCCGAGGGAUCCGCCUUGAUUAUGGCUCCUCGACGGGGAAGAACUCUCAGUGUUUUCCAGGACGAAUGCGUGGCCAGGGGAUUCCGGGUGGAGCUGGCCACGCGGUACAAUGAGACCAUCUGGCAGCGGCAUCUCCAGCUGAAAGCGGACUCAGCCCUCUACGACGAGGACCUCCAUUAUCCUCUGCUCCUGCGACUCCGCAAAAUGCACAGCUAGGAGAAUAUAGAGGGGGGAAGAUUAGAAGCAGGGGAAGCCAACUGGCUGCAGUAGGUGCAAUUAAAGUUAGUCAAUGUUUUAGUUGAUAGCAAGCAAAUUCCAGUUUACACCUUAAACAAAAAGCGAGGCCAAAACGGCGGUCUCGACCAACAAAAAGAAAUUCCUCCCACACUGAAGCAAAAAUGUAGCAAGUCAAACCCAUUAGGCUGGUGCUAAAAAUUAUUGUGAAGUGUAUUUCAGAAAUAAUUUAUUGUAAUAAAUAUAUUCGGUUUAUUAGAGAGCAAAGGGGGAAGCAAGCGUAUUACAUAAAUUACAAAAGUUUUAACUCGAAAAGGUGAAAUUUAUAGUAUGCUCAUCGCAGGCAAUUUAAGAUGUAAUGUAUUGAUUGUCGAGAUGUAAAGAUAUACACAGCCAUAUCUAUAAUACUCAAAGUACGUUUUAAUGAAAUAUCCCAGUACAUAUUCACAGGUAAAAGGCACCAGUCUAGUGAUCACCUUUAGCACGUAGUUCACUCUUAAGUUGUGUAACAAAAAAUUCCUUUGAUAUGUAAAUUUGAUUUGCGUUGAUUCCACAAGUUUUGUAACUCUUAUUUUUACAAAUACUCCUCGUUAUGUACAUGCAGUUACCACUAUGUAUGUUACACACCCACAACCCACAACCACACACACACCCACAACCCACACCCACACCAACACAAGUAUUAUUUAAAUAUAAUGUAUACGCUGAAUAGCAUACUUUUGGGCUGCUUUCGUAGAGGCGCAGUGAACACCCUCAAGUGACGGAAAAGCGGAAAAUGGAUUCCCCGAAACCAAACAGAAACACAAAGCAGCAGCGCUCGACCAAUUAAUUAAUAGUUAACUAAACUUAGUGUACUGUAAUUACGUAGAGCAUGUGUUAAUGGUUAUAUGAUGAUGAUGAGAUAAAUACAGUAUCGGAAUGCGACAUA
This is a messenger RNA of Drosophila ficusphila, 2716 nucleotides long. Its product is annotated as calmodulin-lysine N-methyltransferase. Bases 526 to 1770 code for a protein of 414 amino acids. NCBI's taxonomy places the organism in Eukaryota, Metazoa, Arthropoda, Insecta, Diptera, Drosophilidae. Gene Ontology annotation, cellular component: cytoplasm. Gene Ontology annotation, molecular function: calmodulin-lysine N-methyltransferase activity. The record is from RefSeq and is a predicted model, not a curated record. The transcript has 2 exons.